UAACAUUUGAACUAUCCCCAGACAAUUCUACCUAGGCCUUACCAGUCGAGUUGACCGGAUCGUGAGGGCCCUGCUUGCCUCCAGAGUCAAGCACGAGCGAGUGGCCGGCUACCAGCAGCCAUCAGUGGAUUGGAUAUGUUCCUUGCUGACUGUGUGGGACAUCGGCGCUGCGUAUAUCCCCCUUGAUUCACACCUUCCAGUCUCCAUCCAGACUUGCCGUGUUGGCAGCCAACUCCAGACCUGAGAACCCAGCUCAUUCUCUUCACCAAAGUGCGCCAAGCUUUGCUCUGCUUCCGUCAGGUCCUGGUCCUGCUCGGUCUCUGCACUGGUGGGUGCGUGUUUGUAGCCCCCCAGCAUGAGCGUGGCGACCCUAUUGCCCUAAGCAAGAUUACGUGCGAGGAGAAAAUCACGCUCACAGUGGGCACACCAUCUGAGUACGCCCACCGGCUCCGCUUCGGCUCAGCCGACCUCCAAAUGGCCGACAGCUGGAGGUACUGUAUGGCCGGCGGCGAGCCGCUUGAAAAGCCUCUCCGGGUCGCAUUCAGAGAGCUGGGCAAGCCGGUCGUCUUGGCGCGGCGGGACCCAAAUUUCCUGGUGGGCCAUGUCGAGUUCGCGGCCGCGCUGGGCGAGCCCGAGCAGGCAGCAUUUUUGCGGUCCGUGGUGGCACGCCUGCCGCAGCCCAAGUACAUGUGCCCUGCCGUGUUGGUCCCGUUGGACGAGAUCCCGAUAAGCCCCCACUUCACGACAGACCCGGUGGCCGUGCAGGCGCUCCCGCUCCCCGCGCGGGUUCAGGACGAGGAGGAGGAGGCCGGCGCCGGCGAGGCCCUGAGCGACACGGAUAUGACGCUGAGGGAGAUUUGGCUGGAUGUCCUCCCCGAGGAGUGCACGCGUGCCGUGGCAAUAAGGCCCGACACCGAGUUCUUCAGCCUCAGGGGCGGGUCGUACCUGCUGGUGCUCAUACAGCACCAGAUACGCCGGCGGUUCGACGUCUCCGUCCCGGUGAUGCAGCUGUUCGACUCGAGCAGCCUUAGGGCUAUGGCCUCCAAGAUCUCGACUGCUGCUCUUGUUUCUAAGGUCGACUGGGACGCAGAAUCGGCACUGGAAGAAGGUCUUACGCUUGGGUCCCGAGAGUCGCCAGCCUCGUGUCUCACCCUCGUUCUUGCCGGGGCCACGGGCUACCUCGGGCGCAGACUCCUGGGCUUGUUGUGGGAAAACGACGCCGUCUCCAACGCCCACGGGGUCGCUGUCCGAAACUAGACCAAACUCAGAGACAUCAUACCUCCUCAGUGCUCCAAGCCCGUGGUGGUGCAUCCCGGCGACCUCAGGUGUCCACUCCUGGGACUUAGCGCCGAGACAUUCCACUCUCUGGCCGAGGAGGCGAGCCGAGGAGGCGAGCUUGAUCAUCCACAGUGGUGCGGACCGCUCCUUCUGGGACUACUCAAACCCUCCGCGGGUCCAACGUGACAUCAACCAAGACCCUCGUCAAGAUGGCUUCAGCGAACCGCACUCCGAUCCACUUCAUCUCCGAUUCAGCGGCUCUAACGGAGGCGAGCCCAGCUCCCCCCACACCAUCACCAGCCUCGGCAUCCCUCCAGUCGACGGAUCAAACAGCUACCUGGCCACAAAAUGAGCCUCGAAGGCGUACCUGGAGCGGGCAGCAGGCGACUUCGGCCUGCCCAUCCACAUCCACCGCAUCGUCGCCACCCCGCCACCACCACCACCAUCCUGCAACGGCGAGGAUGGGCCCUCGUCAGUGGCGGACACGAGCGCCGCCAAGAGCUGCCCCCCCCCCCCAACCACAGGACCUCGUCGCCGAGUUCGUAGACCUCGCCGCCACGCUCGGGGCCGUGCCGCAGCCGCAGGGCUGGUACGGCUCCUCGACAUGCUGCGGAGGUCGGUGCUGGUUGGGAAGCUGGUGCACAACUUCGCGGCGCCGCCGCCGGCGGGUCCUCUGCCGUGGACUGGCAGCCACUGCCAAGCGCGCGCUACUUCCACUGGCCGUCCGAGAUAUGCCUACGGAUGGAGGAGCACUUGAGGUCAUCCGCGGGAUAGAUUCGGCGAUGGAGGGCAGGGAGAAACUGCGGGGUACCUAGGUAAGCGGCAGAGUCUCGAGAGGCUGCCGCUGCACGUGUGGGUUGGCAAGGCGAAGUUGGUCGGGCUGAAUUGGCACUUUGCUGGUACGGACUUUGGCGCUAUUCGAGCGGAAGGGUUUUCAUUGAAGCGGUAAUUCCG
Molecule: messenger RNA, 2232 nt
Organism: Diaporthe batatas
Lineage: Eukaryota; Fungi; Ascomycota; Sordariomycetes; Diaporthales; Diaporthaceae
Exons: 2
Coding region: 475-1257 (260 amino acids)
Source: RefSeq, a predicted model, not a curated record